Molecule: messenger RNA, 3871 nt
Organism: Stomoxys calcitrans (stable fly)
Lineage: Eukaryota; Metazoa; Arthropoda; Insecta; Diptera; Muscidae
Gene: LeuRS
Product: leucine--tRNA ligase, cytoplasmic
Exons: 5
Coding region: 163-3714 (1183 amino acids)
Biological process (GO): leucyl-tRNA aminoacylation
Molecular function (GO): ATP binding; leucine-tRNA ligase activity; aminoacyl-tRNA deacylase activity
Source: RefSeq, a predicted model, not a curated record
UGUCAAAUCUUUCCAACUGUUUUCAUGUGGACCUACACGUUGCACUUUAGUUAACAACAAAUUUUUUAUUUAAAAGUAUAAAAAUAAGAAUUUUGUAUAAAGUUAAGAACCUUAUACUGUCCAUUUUAGCUUAAAGAAUUGGUUUACGUUUUGGGCAGCGAAAUGGCUAAUGUUGAACGCAAAGGAACCUUCAAGGUUGAAUACCUGCAAAAAAUCGAAGAAGCAGUGCAACAACGAUGGGAAAACGAACGCCUACACGAAACCGAUGCUCCUCUUGAGCCAAGAAAAUCUUUGGAUGAGAAAUUCAUGGUUACCUUUCCGUUUCCCUAUAUGAACGGUCGCUUGCAUUUGGGUCACACGUUUUCUUUGUCAAAGGCCGAAUAUGCCAUACGCUAUCAUCGCCUUAAAGGCAAGCGGGUAUUGUGGCCAUUUGGUUUUCAUUGCACCGGCAUGCCCAUAAAGGCCUGCGCCGACAAGCUUAAGCGCGAAAUGGAAGAUUUUGGAUAUCCCCCAAAUUUUCCAGCAGCCUCAACAGAAGUCGUGGUUGAGGUUGCCCAGCCAGAGGUGCCCAAGGAUAAAUCGAAGGGCAAAAAGAGUAAAGCGGUGGCUAAAACCGGUUCGGCUAAAUACCAAUGGCAAAUUAUGCAAAGUUUGGGUCUAAAGGAUGAGGAAAUCAAGGAAUUUGCCAAUGAAGAACAUUGGCUAAACUAUUUUCCACCUUUGGCUGUAAAGGAUUUGAAAAGAAUUGGAGUUCAUGUUGAUUGGCGGCGUACUUUUAUAACCACAGAUGCCAACCCUUUCUUUGAUUCUUUUGUACGUUGGCAAUUUGUGCAUUUGAAAAACCGUGGCAAGGUCAUGUAUGGCAAACGUUAUACCAUAUAUUCGCCCAAGGAUGGACAACCUUGCAUGGAUCACGAUCGUUCCACGGGCGAAGGUGUAGGUCCACAGGAGUAUACCUUGAUUAAGAUGAAGGUAUUGGAAAAUAAGGGAAAACUGAGUUCCAUCAAGUCAACGGUUUAUUUGGUUGCUGCCACCCUGAGACCUGAAACCAUGUAUGGUCAAACCAAUUGCUGGCUUCAUCCUGACAUCAAAUACAUAGCCUGGAAAACCACGCGUGAUGGAGAGGUAUGGAUAAGCACUCGCCGAGCCGCCCGCAACAUGUCCUAUCAAGGUUUUACCGCCACUGAGGGACAAGUUGAAGAAAUUCUUGAAUUGACUGGUCAAGACUUGUUGGGCACCCCUUUGUCUUCGCCUUUGACUAGCCACAAGGUGAUCUAUACCUUGCCCAUGUUAUCCAUUAAGGAGGACAAAGGUACUGGCGUGGUUACUUCAGUGCCCUCUGAUUCACCUGACGACUAUGCUGCCUUAGUAGAUUUACAAAAGAAAGAGGCCUUUAGACAAAAGUAUGAUCUCACAGAUGAAAUGGUUUUGCCUUACGAGCCAACUCCCAUCAUCGAAGUGCCCACCUUGGGUAACAUGUGUGCCAAGCAUGCCUACGAAAAAUUCAAAAUUCAAUCUCAGAAUGACAAAGACAAACUAACCGAAGCCAAGGAGUUGUGUUACCUCAAGGGUUUCUACGACGGCAUCAUGUUGGUGGGCGAGUUCAAAGGCAAAAAGGUGCAGGAUGUUAAGAAGGAUUUGCAAAAACAGUUGGUAGAUGCCAAAGAGGCUGACAUCUACUAUGAACCAGAGAAGGCUAUAAUUUCCCGCUCCGGAGACCAGUGUGUGGUGGCCUUGUGUAAUCAGUGGUAUUUGAAUUAUGGCGAACCCGUUUGGCAGGGACAAGCCAAAAAAAUUUUAUCCCAAAUGGAAACAUUCCACGAAGAGGCUAGAAACAACUUUGAACACUGCUUGAAUUGGUUACAUGAAUAUGCCUGUUCCCGCACCUAUGGUCUGGGCACUAAGCUUCCCUGGGAUGAGCAAUGGUUGAUAGAGUCUUUGUCUGACUCCACCAUUUAUAUGGCCUUUUAUACUGUUGUACAUUUACUGCAAGGCGGCUCCUUCAGGGGUGAACAGCCUAGUCCUAUGGGCAUUAAUCCGCAAGAUGUGACGCCCGAGGUCUGGGAUUACAUUUUCUUCAAGGAAACCGCCUACCCCAAAAAUUGCAAGAUUAAGAAGGCCGAUUUGGAUGUAAUGAGGCGUGAAUUCGAAUACUGGUAUCCCAUGGACUUAAGGGUAUCUGGCAAGGAUUUGAUACAAAACCAUUUGACAUUCAUGUUGUAUAACCAUGCUGCCAUUUGGCCCAAUGACGAGAAUAAAUGGCCCAAGGGAGUGCGUGUUAAUGGCCACUUGCUGCUAAAUUCAGCCAAAAUGUCCAAAUCGGAUGGCAAUUUCCUCACCUUGCAUGAAGCUGUCGAUAAAUUCUCUGCUGAUGGCAUGCGUUUGUGCUUGGCCGAUGCUGGUGACAGUGUCGAAGAUGCCAACUUUGUGGAAAGCACAGCGGAUGCUGGUAUUUUGCGUUUAUACACCUUCAUCGAAUGGGUGAGGGAAAUGUUGGCCGCCCGUCCUGCUAUGCGUAAAGAUGCCCAUCAGACAUUCAACGACAAAGUGUUUAUUAGUGAAAUGAACCUAAAGACCCAGCAAACCGACGAGUUCUACAAGAAAAUGCUUUUCAAGGAGGCACUACGUUCCGGUUUCUAUGAACUUCAACUGGCUCGCGAUAAGUAUCGUGAAUUGUGCGGUCUACAGGGAAUGCAUGCAGAUUUGGUAUUUGAAUUCAUACGCCGCCAAGCUUUGCUUAUGGCCCCCAUAUGUCCCCAUGUUGCUGAGCAUGUCUGGGGCUUACUGGGCAAUAAAACGUCUAUUCUACAUGCCACUUGGCCUGCGGUGGGAGCCAUUAAUGAAUUGGACAUCAAAUGUUCAGAAUAUCUGAUGGAAGCUGCUCAUGCAUUCCGUUUGAAUUUGAAGAAUCUGCUACAAGUCAAGGGCAAGGGUGGCAAGGAAAAAGCUGUUGACCCCUCGUCGGCUAAACCCAAUAGGGCAGUUGUUUGGGUAGCCAAAUCCUAUCCCCCAUGGCAAUCAUGUGUGUUGGACACCAUGAGGGAACUUUAUCUUCCCAAUAAUGCCCUGCCUGACAAUAAAGUCAUUCUAACCGCCUUGCAACAGAAGGAGGUGGUGAAAAAGUUUAUGAAACGUGUUAUGCCUUUUGCCCAAAUGAUACGCGAAAAAGUGGAAAGUGGCAAAGGCUUAUCAGCCAUGGCGGUGUCUUUAGAAUUCGAUGAACGUCAAGUGUUGCUAGACAACUUGGAGUAUUUGAAAAAUACCCUGGAUAUUGAAGCUUUAGAAAUAAAAUACACCGAUGACCCUGAGGCUCCCGAAAAGACCAGAGAAGAGGUGCGACCUGGUUCUCCAUUCAUAACAUUCACGGUGGCUCCUCAUGUGCCAGUUGUAUUUGUGAAUCCUGUUGAAAGGUCUAGCUUGUUCCAGGUUAAUGCUGUAGUGAGUGAGGGAGAAACGAGCAGGAGUUUAAAAGAAAAGCUAGCCAAGAUUUUGGGCUUUAAAGCCGACUUGUCUACCUUGAAAAUAUGGCGCUUUAAUGACCCCAUUAUGGGUCCCCGCAAACUGCCAGAAUUUCAGGAUUUCAAGAAUGGCAAAUCUAUUUUGACCGAAGGCUCCCUGGUGGUGGAUGUAGAGAAACAGAAUGUCGUUUUAAUUGAAGAAGGAAGUGGGACUUCCAUAUCUGUUGGCCGCCACUUUAUCUAUGUCGUAGACUAAACCAUUUACAGUUUCUCAUUUGCUUUCAUUUUUAUUUAAUUUUUUUUUCUCAUAUUUUCAUUAUGAAUUCGCAUUUUUUUAAGUUUGAAGUCACCCAAUUAUAUUUAUAAUAAUAAUAAAUAUGGAAUUUACUAUGCAAAGCAUAUUGGCCAUAAUA